Molecule: messenger RNA, 396 nt
Organism: Hibiscus syriacus
Lineage: Eukaryota; Viridiplantae; Streptophyta; Magnoliopsida; Malvales; Malvaceae
Product: probable 2-oxoglutarate-dependent dioxygenase At3g50210
Exons: 4
Coding region: 1-396 (131 amino acids)
Source: RefSeq, a predicted model, not a curated record
AUGCUGGAUGGUUUCACAUUUUCCCGACUCCAGGUUUAUGCCUUGUCUAUCGCUGUUUUAAAUCCCGUUCCAUUAUUUUUCAACAACAGGUUAUCUAAACAAAUUAUGCAGGUGAGAAACCAAUCCGGUGAGUGGAUCUCAGCUCCUCCGAUUCCCGGAACAUUUGUCUGCAACAUUGGUGAUAUGUUGAAGAUACUAUCUAAUGGUUUAUACGACUCAACUCUACACCGAGUUAUCAAUACAUCUCCUACAUAUCGGCUGAAUUAUGAUGCAGCGGUGGAGCCUUUGGAAGUCUUCUUACAGAGGAGCGGUGGAACUCGGAAGUUCGGAAAAGCUGUUUACGGAGAACAUUUAGUUAGCAAAGUUAAAACAAACUUUGUAAUUGAUGAAGCUUGA